Messenger RNA from Oncorhynchus mykiss (rainbow trout), 1462 nucleotides. NCBI's taxonomy places the organism in Eukaryota, Metazoa, Chordata, Actinopteri, Salmoniformes, Salmonidae. The record is from RefSeq and is a predicted model, not a curated record.
GACUGGGAGAGAAUGUACCCAAUGCAUGAUGUGACUGGGAGAGACUGUGUCCAAUGGAUGAUGUGACUGGGAGAGACUGUGUCCAAUGCAUGAUGUGACUGGGAGAGACUGUACCCAAUGCAUGAUGUGACUGGGAGAGACCGUGUCCAAUGCAUGAUGUGACUGGGAGAGACUGUACCCAAUGCAUGAUGUGACUGGGAGAGACCGUGUCCAAUGCAUGAUGUGACUGGGAGAGACUGUGUCCAAUGGAUGAUGUGACUGGGAGAGACUGUGUCCAAUGCAUGAUGUGACUGGGAGAGACUGUACCCAAUGCAUGAUGUGACUGGGAGAGACUGUACCCAAUGCAUGAUGUGACUGGGAGAGACUGUACCCAAUGCAUGAUGUGACUGGGAGAGACUGUACCCAAUGCAUGAUGUGACUGGGAGAGACUGUACCCAAUGCAUGAUGUGACUGGGAGAGACUGUGUCCAAUGCAUGAUGUGACUGGGAGAGACUGUGUCCAAUGCAUGAUGUGACUGGGAGAGACUGUGUCCAAUGCAUGAUGUGACUGGGAGAGACUGUGUGUAUACAGAGGCUCUGAGAGGGAACAGGCAAACGAGCCACAGAUAUAGGGUUGCAGAUGUAAUCUCUCUCUCUCUCUCAUAAUAGUGUUCUAAUUCUGUUUCUAUGGUCUCCAUUACCCCUAUCCUAACAAACGACAGGCAUCACCACGGUCCUCACCAUGACAACCCUCAGCAUCAGCGCUCGCCAGUCUCUGCCCAAGGUGGCCUACGCUACAGCCAUGGACUGGUUCAUCGCUGUGUGUUUUGCCUUCGUGGCAUCUGCGCUCAUCGAGUUUGCCGCUGUCAACUACUUUGCCACGCUGGAGGCCAACAAACUGAAGAAGAAGAGGAACGCCAGGCAGAAAAAAAUGGAGGCCCUGGCUGAAGAGGAGGAUGAGGAGGAUGAGGAGAGUGCUUCAUCUGGUUCAGCUGUGCCCCCCAUCUCAGCGCCGGCUGGCACCAGCCCCAUAGACCAGUUCUCCCGCAUCAUGUUCCCCCUGGCCUUCGCACUCUUCAAUCUCUUCUACUGGAUCAUAUACCUGGGCAAGGACACCAUGGAACAGGCCAGAGAGGAUUGAGCCCUGUGCUCCAACUGAUGUCAUCUGCUGAGCCUUGUUCUGUAGACACCUUGUUCAUUCAUCUGUCCUUCAACUCUACCAACAAGUACUCCACGUUCACAUGACUUUCAAUCCACACUGGAAAUGAAUACAAAAAACACAAACAAAUGAUUUUCCUCAUUUCUAUUCUGUUCACACUUUGUUCUGCCCAGAUCUGCUGAGAUCAGUUGUUGAAGAGAUGUCCUUGUCCUUGGCAGAGCGGUGCUUUAAACAUGGAUGCAUUUGGUACUUCUGAUUCUCCAGCAUCCCUGAAGACACGUACACACACACACACACGCACACACACACACACACACAUGCACGC